Messenger RNA from Baudoinia panamericana UAMH 10762, 3714 nucleotides. RefSeq lists its product as uncharacterized. Gene Ontology annotation, molecular function: RNA polymerase II general transcription initiation factor activity; chromatin binding; transcription cis-regulatory region binding. Gene Ontology annotation, cellular component: transcription factor TFIID complex. The record is from RefSeq and is a predicted model, not a curated record. Lineage: Eukaryota; Fungi; Ascomycota; Dothideomycetes; Mycosphaerellales; Teratosphaeriaceae. Gene Ontology annotation, biological process: transcription initiation at RNA polymerase II promoter. The coding region runs from base 1 to 3714 and encodes 1237 amino acids. The transcript has 2 exons.
AUGGAUGGUAUCCAGCACACGAGUGUACCGGAGUAUAGCAUCCUAAAACAGCGGGUGGAUUUGGAUGUCGACUUUGCGCGCCGCUCGCUCAAAGGCAGCACGGAGAUCACGGUGCAGCCGCUCGUGAAGGAUCUACGACAACUCCAGCUGCACUGCCGGCAGUGUACUCUCACUUCCGUUCAGGCCGGCGGCAUCACCGCCAAGUACGAGUAUGAGGACCCAUACCGUCGCCUGCGCAUGCCGGCCGGCUCCAACGUGCAUCAGCAUGAGAUGCUGAAGGAGAAGGUUCUGCAUUCGCUCGCGCCUAGAUUGCGGCCAGAACUCCUCAUUGCGCUGCCGCCGAAGCUAAAGAUCCAAGAGUUGCACGUCGAUGCCGGAAGUGCGGCGGUCACAGCGGCUCGCGUGAGCGGCACGCCGAACCUGGAGCGGCACGAGACAGACGCGGACGGCGUGGCAAUCGCGGAGACACCGAUACUGGCAUCCGCUGGACAGCAUCACCUCCCGCAGUUUGCGCCGAUCAAGCUCUUUAUUGAGUUUGAAGUAGACAACUUCCGCGAUGGCGUUCACUGGAUUGGCAGCGAAGAAGGCGACAAGCGGUACCCGUACAUGUACACCAAGGCCAGCCCGCUACCAGGCAACACAAGCUGCAUCUUUCCCUGCGUCGACAAUGCGACCGCGAGAUGUACCUGGGAGCUGUCAAUACGAUGUCCGCGGACGCUUGGAGAUGCUUUCGGAAAGUCGUCAGCGAUGACAGUCGAGCCUGCAGAACCGCUUGGUGUAGAUGGCAACGCUCGAAUGGAAAACGGCGUGGCCGAGAAGCAUACUGCGGCAAAUACAGACCCUUCGAUGCCGCAGCUCUCCCUCGACCUAAGCGAAGAGGAUGCUGCUUUGGAGCUUGUUGUUGCGUGCGUCGGCGAGCAAAUCGACGACGUCGCCGAUGCAGAAGACGAUACGCGGCACACGGUCACCUUCAGCCUCACAGAUCCGGUCACUGCUCGCCACAUCGCCUUCGCUGUUGGCCCGUUUGAGAGAAUCGACUUGUCCAGCGUGCGGGACGCGGAUGAUGAAGAAAGGCUCGGUCAGCGCGCGGUUAAGGUCGACGGCUUCUGCCUUCCUGGUCGGGGGGACCAAGUGCGGAACACUUGCUAUCCCGCCACACGGAUCAUCGACUACUUCGGCGUCAAUUACACCUCGUUCCCGUUCUCAAGCUACAAGAUACUGUUCGCGGAUGACAUGGUCCACGAUACAGUUGCAGCAGCUGGCUUCACCAUUUGCAGCUCCCACAUUCUCCUUCCAGCCGACAUCAUCGAGCCACUUGAGCCAACCACAAGGACCAUCAUACGUGCGGUUGCUGAGCAGUGGGCAGGGGUCAGCGUCAUCGCCAAAGAACCUUCCGAUGCUUGGGUUGUCUCCGGAAUUGCGGGCUAUAUGUCGGAUCUGUAUGGUAAGACCUUGCUCGGCAACAACGCUUACCGAUGGCAACAGAAGCUCGCUGCAGAGAAGGUGUACGAGCUUGAUGCUGAUCGUCCAUCCAUAUCCCAACAUGGCCACUAUCUGCACCUCGACCCGUCAAUCCGCGAGUUCUUAGAUCUCAAAUCCGCGCUUGUCCUCUUCAUCCUUGACAGAAGGCUUUUGAAGGCGAGCGGUACCACAGGCGUACAGCGCAUCAUCAACAAGAUCCUGGUCAACGCCACCACCGGCACACUCGAGAACGGUGAGCUCUCGACGGUGGACUUCCAACGGCAAUGCGAGAAGCUCGGCCAUAACAAGCUCGAGUCCUUUUUCCGUCAGUGGGUCUUCGGCGCCGGCUGCCCCAUCUUCCAAGUGUCCCAACGCUUCAACAAGAAGAAGCUUGUGGUCGAGAUGACGAUCCUGCAGCGCCAGAUUGAACGGCAGACGAAGCCGCCGUUUGCGCCGAACAAUUUCAUGCGCGAGAUCAAAGAGCACGUGCAGGAGAUCUGGGCGCCAGAGACGCUACCUGUUUUCACCGGCCCGAUGACGAUCAGGAUCCAUGAAGCGGAUGGUACGCCGUACGAGCAUAUCGUAGAGAUCAAGGAGCAGACCACGAAGCUUGAGAUACCGUACAACACAAAGUACAAGCGCCUCAAGCGUUCACGGCGCCAGAAAGACCGCGCAAUGGCCGAGAGCAACAAUGGCGAAGGCGGCGAAGAGUCACUGUUGUACUGUCUUGGUGACAUCCUGGAUUCACCCGAAGAAUGCCGCGAGUGGAAUCUUGUGGACUGGACCUCAGAAGACGAAGACCGCAUGGGUCAAGAGAGUUACGAGUGGAUCCGCAUGGAUGCCGACUUCGAAUGGAUCGGUAAGAUCCAUCUUACCAUGCCGUUGUACAUGUACGUCUCGCAGCUGCAGCAGGAUAGGGAUCUGGUGGCGCAGUACGACUCCAUGCGCUAUCUCACACUGGCGAACCCGCACCAUGUCUCUUUCAGCAUCCUGGUGCGCACACUGAUGGACCACCGGUACUUCCAUGGCAUUCGUGCGAUGGCUGCCGACGGGCUGGCGAUUCUGGUUGCAAGAGUCGAUCCGCAGAGCAGUAAUGCCGACGAGCUGAGAACGAUAGGACAAUUUCAUCUAAUGAAGGCUUUUGAAGAGCUAUUUUGCUUUCCGGGCGAGAACAUGCCAAGACCGAAUGACUGGACUAAUCGAGCCAACUUCAUCGUCCAGUGCGCCAUUCCACGCUCCAUGGCGAAGUUGAGAGAUGGAGAAGGCAAGGUGCCACUCGCUAUACGCCGCUUCUUCAUGGACAAGCUGCGCUUCAACGAUAAUUCGGACAAUCCUUUCUCCGACUGCCACUACGUUGCAACACUCCUCACGUGUUUGGCUGACUCUCUCGUGGUGUCACACCGUGAGCCACAGCCUACAUACACUUUCAGUUUCGGCGAAGACGAGCCAAUGGAGCCGGAAAACCCUGACGAGCCGCUCGAGGCUGAGGGCAUCAAUGCCAUCGAGCGCUACAGACGGAUUGAUGAGUGGGAGACAACGUACCACAACAUCUACUCGCUCACGGCGCUUGAGUGUUUGCAGAAGCUGACCAAGGCUGGUAUGGCUAAAGACAAGACAAGCGAAGUACUGCAAUACACCCGCCCAGCCAACGCGGACUUGGUGCGUGUUGCUGCGUUUCGGUGCUUGGUUGAGAUUGGCGUAGCGAGGAAGAUGAGCAUGAUGGCGUAUUUACUCCACUGCAUUGCUGACGAGCCCUCGCCCUUCGUUCGUGGCCGCUUACUCGCGUGCUUCGGCGAAGCUCUUGGCCAUAUUGCUCUCGGCGACUCUGAGCCGGUUCAGCCUCGACCACAGCCCGCUGAGGCCGACGGCUUGAUACUGGAGCAAGCAGCGAGCAGCGAAGCCCGACAGUUCGAAGUCAGUCGCAAGACCACACCCGACGGCGCCAUCGCGGCGCUGAAAGCGGCACUUGGCAACGAAGACAGGUUCAAGCGCGCGCUUUGGUAUGCAACUACAUCUCCGGACCUUACUUUGGAUGAGGUUGCUGCAUUCUGCGAUAUUGCGGCGCUUCUGUACCCGGCGGUAGCAUCGGCGAAGGUUACCCUGAAGCUGCCUAGGUUGUACAGGUGUAAGCACCUCGGCAGGGGAAAGAUGCGUUUCUGGCAGACUGGAAGUGUUAAAACCGCCCCGAGGAAGCCGCUUGACAGCGAGGAUCUGCAGGCAAUCCGAAUGCUGGUGAGGAGGACAUCAGUCUGA